Molecule: messenger RNA, 648 nt
Organism: Perkinsus marinus ATCC 50983
Lineage: Eukaryota; Perkinsozoa; Perkinsida; Perkinsidae
Exons: 6
Coding region: 1-648 (215 amino acids)
Source: RefSeq, a predicted model, not a curated record
AUGGAUGAACUCUCGACAGUCGUAGACCAGGUUGAGGACCUCAUCAAGGUGUCCUAUUCGAGAGCAUUACAGCGAAUCAGAAGUCUCCGGGAUGAAGUAGCUCAUCUUGAGACAGUUACUUAUCUAGAAAAGUGCCGUGAAUGUGACGAACUCGCGGAAACUGUGAAGUCCCGUCAGAAGGAGCUCGAGGAAACCUUGGCCGAUGCCAAAGAGAACCAAGUCAACCUGUGGAACACAACGCACAAUGAAGAACUCUCCUUAGAAGAUACAGCCAAGAAGGAAAGCGGCGCGGAUAACUUCAGCUCGUCAUCAGCGUCUGCUCAUCCGCCCUGUCAUCAGAGCACUGAGUCUCUCGAGACUAAAUGCCAAGCGUUCAAGGAUGCCUUCGGCUUGUCUCUUGAAUUCAUUGGACCAUCAGUGGUGAGAGUGCGGUUGGACAAUGUGGAGGGCUGCGACGACUCCCUGGUGUUCGUACUCGCCCGAGAUGAGAAGACUCAGAAGUAUUUCGUAUCCAGUUGCAUGCCUCGGGUCACGCUGCUCGACAAGCUUGUUGCGAAUCUCAACUGCCGUAUGCCGCCAUGCACGAGUCUUGGAGGCUUCUUGGUGACCGUGAGGGAGAAGUACCGGGCAAUGUACGGCAAGAGAUGA